CGAGAUCUUUGGAGCAGCUUACCGCUACAAUAUCUUUUCGCCGUUUUCAGCUGCAUCCCCAUACAAUUUACUCCAACUGAAAAGCAAAACAUGGUGACUCCAAGCAAAAAAGUCGUAAACUCGCUGCCCUAUCGAAACAUCGCAAUGUCAACAGAGGCAGGAAACCUUUCAGACCAGUCGGUCACGCAAAAGACCCCCAAGACGGUCCGCGCAGUGUUCCACGACGCCCCUGGGAAAGUGUCGGUGCGCCACGUGCCCUUCCCUGAACUCAUAGAGCCCGAGGACGCCAUUGUGCGCAUCACCACGUCGGCGAUAUGCGGUUCCGACCUGCACAACUAUCGCGGGUUCUACGGGCCCGAGACUUACCCCUACCGCGCCGGUCAUGAGGCCAUGGGCGUCGUGCACAAGAUCGGCCCUGCCGUCGACAGCCUCAAGGUUGGCGAUCGUGUGGUUAUAGCGUUUCCCGAUGACCACCCUAUCAGGCUUGAGAAUUCCACCUUUCCCCAGGAUAUUGACUUCUUCUUUAACCCUGAAUUUGGUUUGCAAACCGAAUAUGCUCGCAUUCAAUUCGCAGACUCGACCCUCAUCCCAAUCCCCAACCGGAUUCCGGACAAAGAGUGGCUGUUCCUGGGAGAUAUCUUCGCCACGGGCUGGAUGGCGCUGGACGGGGCCGGUUUUCAGGCUGGCGAUUCAGUUGCCGUGUUCGGCGCCGGGCCCGUCGGUCUAAUGAGUGCCUACAGCGCGUGCAUCCGUGGAGCCUCGCGCAUCUACGUCGUCGACCACAUUCAAGAGCGCCUCGACAAGGCGCGUGAGAUCGGGCCAGGGGUCAUCCCCAUCGACUUCACCAAGCCGGGGCAGAAGGCCAGCGAGCAGAUCCUGGCACUGGACAAGGGCGGCGUCAACCGUUCCGUCGACUGCGUGGGCCAGGAGUGCCUGAACCGGGAGCUCAAGAUCCAGCAGGACUACGUCAUGCGCGAGUGCAUCGCCGUCACCGCGGUAGGUGGUGGCGUCGCCGUGGCGGGGGUCCACGUGACGCUACCGCCCGCGCCGGGGCGGCCCAACGUUGGUCAGAUACAGCCUGAAAUUCUGUUCGGCAUGCCCGAGUUCUGGCUCCGCGGGCUCAAGUUGGGAGCGGUUCUGGCCGACCCAGCCAAGAUGGCGCCGACCUUGUCCAGGCUCGUCGACGCCGGCAGGGCAAGGCCUGGUUUUAUUGUCGACCAUGAACCCUUUGAUCUCGAUGAGGCCCCUGAGCUGUAUCGUCGCUUCAACGAACAAAAGAUCAUCAAGGUGUUGUUCAAGGGCGCCCCUCGGCCGGAAGAGUGGGAGGAGUGGGAGAAGGAUGACGCAUUAUAAGGGGAAGAGAAGAAGACCAAUGGCAUUUAUUCUAGAAGGUUGGCGGAUUUCUUUUCUUUGUGGUACAUACUGUGGUACUUAUUGUAAAACUGUCGAAACGUCAUCGAUCAACUAAUAGUCGCCCAAGCACUGAAUGGCAGCC
Pyricularia grisea is the source of this 1495-nucleotide messenger RNA. RefSeq lists its product as uncharacterized. Bases 91 to 1353 code for a protein of 420 amino acids. Lineage: Eukaryota; Fungi; Ascomycota; Sordariomycetes; Magnaporthales; Pyriculariaceae. Gene Ontology annotation, molecular function: oxidoreductase activity; zinc ion binding. The record is from RefSeq and is a predicted model, not a curated record. The transcript has 2 exons.